UUUGACUUAAGGGGAUUCCGCCUGUUACAGACCAUGAUUUUUACAAUUGAGGAAAUAAACAGGGAUGAGAGACUCCUCCCGAACAUUACACUGGGUUACAGGAUUCACGAUGACUGCCACUCCCCCGAGAUUGCGACAAGGGUUGCUCUAGCUCUGGUGAAUGGGCAGGAGGAAACGUACGCGGAUGAAGUGUGUGACGGGCCUCUCAAUAUCCCUGGGAUCGUUGGUGCUGCUGACUCCUCGGUGUCCAUCGCCAUUGCAAGAACAACCGGACCUUUUGGAAUACCACUGGUCAGCUACUUUUCCACGUGCGCAUGUCUCAGCGAUAAGAACGAAUAUCCAAAUUUUCAUCGAACUAUCCCAAGUGACGAGCAUCAGUCCAAGGCACUGGCGCAUCUCGUUCAGAAGUUUGGAUGGACUUGGAUUGGAACGGUUAACAGCAAUAACGACUAUGGCAACUCGGGGAUGAGAGCCUUUGUCGAAACUGCUGAGGAUUUCGGACUUUGCAUUGCCUUCUCCGAAUCAUUUCACAGAACAGACUCUCCACAGAAGAUCACCAGGAUAGUGCAAGUGAUGAAGGAAGCGACCACAAAGGUCGUGGUGGCCUUUGCUGGACCUGGCGAAAUGCGGAUUUUAUUUGCUGAGGUUCUACGGCAAAACCUAAGCGGCGUGCAGUGGGUGGGCAGUGAGGGGUGGAUUACAGCAGACUUCGUCGUUGUAGAUAGUGGCCGGCGCUUCCUUACCGGAGCAAUCGGAACUGCUGUGCGUGCACAGGAAAUUCCAGGGGUGCAGGACUUCCUGCUCACAAUCCAUCCUUCCCGAUUUCCCGGUAAUCCAUUAGUGAUGGAGUUUUGGGAAACCACAUUCGGAUGUACUCAUAGUUUCGAAAAGGCGACCAACGAAGUUGGUUCACUUGGCCGGCUCCCACAGUGCAGCGGAAAUGAGAGUCUGCUUCAAAUCAACAACGCCUACACCGACUUGACCAUGGACGGGAACUCUUACAUUGUAUAUAAAGCAGUCUACGCUUUUGCUCAUGCGCUUCACGAUAUGCUUUCAUGUGAAAGUGGCAAAGGGCCAUUCCGGAACAAAACAUGUGCACGACUUUCAAAUUUUAAACCGUGGCAGCUCCUCCAUUACAUGAAGUCAAUUUACUUCACAACAAAAGUUGGGGAGAAGGUGCAUAUUGAUGAGAAAGGCAAUCCAACAGCCACUUAUGAUAUUGUAAACUGGAAAAUUAAAGCAAACGGUAGCCUUGAAGCUCGGACAGUUGGAUAUUACAACGGAUCAGGUCCUCCGGGUAAAGAACUUGUGCUGAACCUGCAUCAGAUUGUCUGGAGCGAUGGUAAGCGUCAGAUUCCCCGGGCAGUCUGUUCUGAAAGUUGUUCCCCUGGUACAAGAAAAAUAGCCAGGAAAGGACAACCAGUUUGCUGUUUUGACUGCACGUCCUGUGCGGAUGGAGAAAUUAGUAACACUACAGACUCCGCAGACUGCAUCAAGUGUCCUCCCCUGUACUGGUCCAACGAUCAAAAAGAUCUAUGCAUCCCAAAGAAAAUAGAGUAUCUGCAUUUUACGGAAAUCGUGAGCAUUGUGUUGGUGUUACUCGCUCUGGUUGGAGUGUGCAUGUCUGGACUGACAGCGGGUCUGUUCUUUAAACAUCGAGAGACGCCUCUGGUUAAAUCUAACAAUUCUGAGCUGAGCUUCCUCCUUCUAUUUGCGUUGAGCUGCUGUUUUUUAUGCUCGGUCACAUUCAUUGGCGAACCGUCACACUGGUCCUGCAUGUUACGCCGCACGGCGUUUGGCAUCUCGUUUGUCAUGUGUAUCUCUUGUGUUCUGGUCAAAACCAUUCUGGUACUGACGGCAUUUAAGGCAACGCAUCCCAGCAGUAUCAGGAUGAAAUGGUUUGGUCAAAGACAGCAGAGGAUAAGCGUCUUCCUCCUGGCGUCAGCGCAGGGUUUAAUAUGUGCGCUUUGGCUGCUCAUUGAGCCUCCUUUCCCCGUGAUCAACACUAAAUAUUACCGCGACACGAUAAUUUUAGAAUGUGAUAAAGGAUCAUUUGCAGCCUUCUACUCGGCUUCGGGUUAUAUCGCCGUGUUAUCGUGCGUUUGUUUUGUCCUGGCCUUUCUCGCACGGAAGCUGCCAGAUAACUUUAACGAGGCAAAAUGUAUAACGUUCAGCAUGCUCAUCUUUUGUGCGGUUUGGGUCACUUUUAUUCCGGCCUCCGUGAGCUCUCCUGGGAAAUACACGGUGGCGGUUGAAGUGUUUGCCAUCCUGGCGUCCAGUUUUGGACUGCUGCUUUGCAUUUUUGCACCGAAGUGUUUUAUUAUUGUAUUCACUCCGGAGAGAAACACAAAGAAGCACAUUAUGGGUAAAGUGGAUCAGAGGAAUCUUUAUAGGGUGCGUAUCCAUACGUCCUGGCCUGUAACGGCGUAG
This is a messenger RNA of Mobula hypostoma (lesser devil ray), 2430 nucleotides long. RefSeq names its product extracellular calcium-sensing receptor-like. The record is from RefSeq and is a predicted model, not a curated record. Gene Ontology annotation, cellular component: plasma membrane. Gene Ontology annotation, molecular function: G protein-coupled receptor activity. The coding region runs from base 34 to 2430 and encodes 798 amino acids. NCBI's taxonomy places the organism in Eukaryota, Metazoa, Chordata, Chondrichthyes, Myliobatiformes, Myliobatidae. Gene Ontology annotation, biological process: G protein-coupled receptor signaling pathway. The transcript is spliced from 5 exons.